This is a messenger RNA of Hipposideros armiger (great roundleaf bat), 3359 nucleotides long. It is a transcript of the gene LHX1, whose product is annotated as LIM homeobox 1. The transcript has 5 exons. The record is from RefSeq and is a predicted model, not a curated record. Bases 647 to 1867 code for a protein of 406 amino acids. Gene Ontology annotation, cellular component: nucleus. Lineage: Eukaryota; Metazoa; Chordata; Mammalia; Chiroptera; Hipposideridae. Gene Ontology annotation, biological process: neuron differentiation; regulation of transcription by RNA polymerase II. Gene Ontology annotation, molecular function: zinc ion binding; RNA polymerase II transcription regulatory region sequence-specific DNA binding; DNA-binding transcription factor activity, RNA polymerase II-specific.
CCCCUCCCCCCCCCCCACCGCGGGCGCCCAGCGCGUCCCGACCCGCUGCGCGAUGCCGGCAGUUUAGGAUCCAAAGCUUCUCUACUCAUUUUGUUGUUUUCUUUUAUAAAAGAGGAGGGGAAACCCCGGUGGCUGAAAGCCGGGCACACACACACCCACCCUCAUACCCCGACAAAAGCAGAUGCACUUUGACUUCUGACAGCUCUACCUCAAGCCGGAGAGAACUCAGCGGCGCUUUCCCUGCAACCCGAGCUCGCCGCGUCGUCCUCUUCCUUCUCCGUCUCCGUCUUAUUUAUUUACGUCCCCGUCACUGUUCUCGGUGACCUUCACUCCUUCGCGGGCUCUGGGCAGAAGAGUCGCUUUCGCACCCGCCUGAGACUCUUCCUCGCCCCAGGAGCUGCCGCGGCGCUUCUGUGCCCCGGGGCCCUGGGACUCCCGGGCUGCACACCACUGAGGUGCUUCCCGGUCCCCAUUUGCCUCGUUUCCCCCUCUUUUGAUUUUCUGGUGCGGGUUUUGGCCUCCACUGCCGAGUAAGCCUCCUCUUUUUGGAGGGCCUGGAGAGUUCGUGCCAGUCGUCUUCGGAAGUCACCUCCUCGGCCCUACCUGCUCUUCUCUCUCCGGGCCUCACCCGACCAAACCAAAGACCAUGGUGCACUGUGCCGGCUGCAAAAGGCCCAUCCUGGACCGCUUCCUCUUGAACGUGUUGGACAGGGCCUGGCACGUCAAGUGCGUCCAGUGCUGUGAAUGUAAGUGCAACCUGACCGAGAAGUGCUUCUCCCGGGAUGGCAAGCUCUACUGCAAGAACGACUUCUUUCGGUGUUUCGGUACCAAAUGCGCUGGCUGCGCGCAGGGCAUCUCCCCUAGCGACCUGGUGCGGAGAGCACGAAGCAAAGUGUUUCACCUGAAUUGCUUCACCUGCAUGAUGUGUAACAAGCAGCUCUCUACCGGCGAGGAGCUCUACAUCAUCGACGAGAAUAAGUUCGUCUGCAAAGAGGAUUACCUAAGCAACAGCAGUGUCGCCAAAGAGAACAGCCUCCACUCGGCCACCACGGGCAGUGACCCCAGUUUGUCUCCGGACUCCCAAGACCCAUCGCAGGACGACGCCAAGGACUCGGAGAGCGCCAAUGUAUCGGACAAGGAAGGGGGCAGCAACGAGAAUGACGACCAGAACCUGGGCGCCAAGCGGCGAGGGCCGCGCACCACCAUCAAAGCCAAGCAGCUGGAGACGCUGAAGGCCGCCUUCGCCGCGACGCCCAAGCCCACCCGCCAUAUUCGCGAGCAGCUUGCUCAGGAGACUGGCCUCAACAUGCGCGUCAUCCAGGUCUGGUUCCAGAACCGACGCUCCAAGGAACGGAGGAUGAAGCAGCUGAGCGCGCUGGGCGCCCGGCGCCACGCCUUCUUCCGCAGUCCGCGCCGGAUGCGGCCGCUUGUGGACCGCCUGGAGCCGGGCGAGCUCAUCCCCAACGGGCCCUUCUCCUUCUACGGAGAUUACCAGAGCGAGUACUACGGGCCUGGGGGCAACUACGACUUCUUCCCGCAAGGCCCCCCGUCCUCGCAGGCUCAGACGCCAGUGGACCUGCCCUUCGUGCCGUCGUCUGGGCCGUCCGGGACGCCUCUGGGCGGCCUAGAGCACCCGCUGCCGGGCCACCACCCGUCGAGCGAGGCGCAGCGGUUCACCGACAUCCUGGCGCAUCCCCCCGGGGACUCGCCUAGCCCCGAGCCCAGCCUGCCCGGGCCUCUCCACUCAAUGUCUGCUGAGGUCUUCGGGCCCAGUCCACCCUUCUCGUCGCUGUCGGUCAACGGCGGGGCGAGCUAUGGGAACCACCUGUCUCAUCCCCCCGAAAUGAACGAGGCGGCCGUGUGGUAGCGGAGCCUCGCACGGACCGCGGAGUUCGUGGUUGUACAGAAGCGAACUUUUAUUUAAGAAAAAUAGAAAAAAGGAAAAAAAAAAAAGCAAGUCACUUCCCCACACUUUCCUCCAGCCUCGGGGACCAUUUUCUGUCUGGGGAGACCAGAUGGAAAAGGGACACGAAAUAGGAUCCAAAUCUGCCUGGAGGUAGGGCUGGGAUCCGCGCUGGCUGGCAAAGUGCAGGACCCGGGCUCUCGAAGGGAAAUUAGUCCUCUCCCCACUUCCCACCUGGAGCCGGAUUGGUGGAAAGACAGCGCGGGCAUGCACUUCUGGCCGACCCCGCGGCGCAGAAACACCCACGUCCGCCGCAGGGGCUCACGGCCAGAGGUGACGCCAAGAGCCGCAGGGUGGGAGGCUGCAGCGGGGUGAGGGAGGUGAAGCGGCCCGCGGCGCUCCCGGGCUAGCCAGGAGGGUUUUCUGGCUCUGGGAAAUCUAUUAGUGUCGGUCUCAGAGUUCAGCAGCAGCAGCAGCGACAACAAACUUUUACAACUUCGGAAACGCCCGACCUGCUGUGCAUCAGGUGGGACUAUAUAUAUAUAUAUUUGGGUUUGUUUUGUUUUUGGUCUGUCUGGGUUUUUUGUUUUUUUUUUGUUUUGCCAAAAUUGCAAAAUUCUAAAUGUAAAGCCCUCAGUAUCAACUCUUCUACCUUCACAAAGCCACACACACACACACACACACACACACACACACACACAAAUAGGAUGGUCUCUAGCUAGACCUCUCAGUAAAAUGACUUGAACAUCAGCUGUAUAAGAAAAGUAUUCUACCUUCACACACACACAAAGUUAAACAAAAAAAAAGACUAUUGAACUAAAAACAGUCAACUGUUUACGUAUAAUGUUAAAUUCAGGAGUUCAGUGUUUUACUAAUAUAUCCUGUUUUGAAACCUCUUGUUCAGAAACAAAAUGUUUUGAGCAAUCAACCAAAAUUGUUCAUUUUCUUUUCCUGUAGAUGUUCUGACAGAUUUGCAGGGCUCACAGCUCACUGUGCUAGUAUGUAAAAAGGUGUUGUUUACACAAGGCAAAGAGAAAACACAGUAUCAGACACUUGCCAAAUAGAAUAAUUAUAGCACAAAUACUGUAAAGGUGCGUGGCACCACAACCUGAGAAAGUGUUAAAAAAAAAAGUGUUACAAGGUUUAAGAAAAAAACAUCUUUGCUAAUUUUUAGUCCUGUUGAACAUUCAUGGAAUUGUUAAUAUGACUUAUAUAGACCCACACAGGUUUUAUUUUUGUGUCUUUAAAAUAAAAGUCCAAAAUAUUUAAAUUUUAUGGUCAAAUAUGCAGUCAACAGCUGCUACUUUUUUCUUUAUAUAUUAAAUUUCUCAUAUGUCUUUUAUUGUUCUGAUAAACCUAAGCUUGUGUGACCUCCAGUGCAUAUUAGACCAUUCACUGUAUGAAAGAAAACAUGUUGAACAAAUUUGUGAGUUUAUAAUAAAAAUAGAAAAUCUGA